Cryptomeria japonica (Japanese cedar) is the source of this 1237-nucleotide messenger RNA. RefSeq lists its product as uncharacterized. The record is from RefSeq and is a predicted model, not a curated record. The transcript has a single exon. Lineage: Eukaryota; Viridiplantae; Streptophyta; Pinopsida; Cupressales; Cupressaceae. The coding region runs from base 10 to 1044 and encodes 344 amino acids.
GUUAGUAUCAUGGCCGUCACUGCUAGUACCAGUGCUACCUCGUAUAGUUCUCUAUUAUGUGUUGCUUCGAUUGUGAUUGCAGUCGCACUCAGUUUAGGCAUUCAACCUUCAUUGGCAGUGUUCCAGACAUCGUCUGGUAUGGAGGGAGGACUAUCAUUGCAAGAAGGAGCUUCUGUUUACGUUGCGCUCAACAAUCUACUGAACUUCGAUGGAUUCGAUACAACAGAUUGGUUUGAAAGUGGAGUCGCCUUUGCGAAUGUGCACACCAUCAAUGGCAAGAGCAUCGCCCUGAGAUAUGCGUGUUGGACUCAGUACUGCACCGUUGGCACCUGGGAGACCACAAGAGGAGAUUUAGUGCUGGAUGAUUUUCGAACGAGCGUCACGUAUCUGAGGCCCUUUUUACUGCAAGGCUUCUCUUGGGCUGCUGUCUCCAAUGGCUACGCCUGGCUCGAUUACCAUCUCUUCCCCACGGAUGCAACCACUCUUGAAUUGCCUUCAUCAACAUCCCUAUUGAAUGUAAGUAUUACGAAUACCAUUGUUGAUGGACAUGAAGUUAACACAACUGCAAAUGUUGGGGAUUUUGCUUCUACUUUACCCAGGGCUCUUAUAUCAACUGUGUCAAGAUAUUCCCCUGUUGAGAAGACAGGCUUUAUACACUGUCCCGUCUUGCCUCUGGUUUUGCUGAGCCACUUCAACGGCAUUUGGGACAUUCUCCACGAGGGGGAGUACUUGACAUCUGCGAACAAGAGAAUACAACUUGUAAUGCAGAGCGAUUGUAAUCUUGUGUUGAGUGAUACGCAGAGUAAUGGAAUUCUGUGGAGCAGCGGUACUGCAGAGCGGGGAAGUGGAUGCUUUGUGCGCCUUCAAAUCGAUGCCAAUUUAGUUAUAUAUACUGGAGAUGGUGCUCCAGUGUGGGCUAUUGACCAAGGCUGUGGGUGCGUCAAGUUUAGCUCUUUGGUUAUUGAGGAUGAUGGUAACCUGGUUCUCUUUCGUAGUGAGAACAGGAAGCUUUACCGAGUUUGGGCUACAAACACCAUGGUAUGACUGAGGCCUUCAAAGUUGCUAUCUCGCUUUCUAGUUGAGUGGGCUUUGCGGUGGAUCUAAUUAGUAUAUCUCCCGAUUCGAAGAGUGGGUGUGCUUACGUUCAGUUUGUGUAUCUCUUUGUUUUGCCAGUCUAUGGUAUAUUUAUAAUUAAUUGAUAAUGUGUGGAUCAUACUAUAACCAAUUAAUUCAAUAU